AGAGGGGAGGGCAGGCGGAUUAACGCAGCGUCCCUGCCCGGUGUCCCUUUUAGACUACAACAAACACAACAGUGAUUGAGAGAAAAGCGUACGGGACAGAAACGCAUUUGCACCUGCUUGUCCUCCUCGGUCAGUGUCAGCAUCUCUCCGUGCUCUCUUUCUAUCUCUCUCUCUCUCUCUCUCUCUCUCUCUCUCCCUCCAGCCCCCCGGUGAUCAGACAUGUCUGUGUCCGGCUCGCAGACGCCUGAGGACGGACUCUACGGCUCCUGGGUCGAGCUGGAGGAGCUGAUUGCAGCCGUGAGCCGCAGGGAGAGUCUGACAGGGCCACAGGACAGCAUCUCCUCCGCCCUGCAGGGGGAGCUGGAGAGGAUCCUUCUGGAGGCGCAGCUUGAGUGUGAGAGGAGUAGAGACAGUCCUCCGCAGGUGGUGACUCCACAGCCCACUGGUUCCCCAAGACCAACUAGUGAUCAGGACAGUGACUGUGUCACCAUACAGGAGGAAGGUGAGCGGCGAGUGGACACGGACUGGGUGUGGGAUUGGUCCAGUAGACCAGAAAAUAUGCCACCAAAAGAGUUUGUGUUUCAGCACCCGAAGCAGCCGGGCUCCCUCAGUGUUAGGAAGACAGAGGUGAUGAAGAGAGGAAUCUUCUCCUCCGAUGUUCUGCUCAUCCUUGUUCCCUCACUGCUGGCUUCACACCUGCUCACACUUGGAGUCGGGAUCUACAUAGGAAAGCGAUUGGCUGCUUCCACAACUAGCACGCUGUGACGUCAGCUGUAGGCCAUUGACCCCCCUUCGCUAACAGUCUGGCCAGUAAGGUCACAGUCUGCCCUCUGUACCGCACUAAUUUGCCUCCUUCCUUCUUCGUCAUGGGGCAACCAUAGGACCCUGCCUGUCUGUACCUCUGUCUCUGUUCAUCUGUACGUCUGUCUACCCAGCAGCAGUCUGUCUUUGUGUCGGCCUCUCUGUCAGUCUGUGCAUGUCGUAGGGCCCGGGGAGCGGAUGGAUGCCCACCAAUGAGUCAGACUGAGGUCACUUUUACUUUCCCGGAGAGUAACACUGAUCUCAACCAGCUAAAGCAUAAUCAGAGAGGAGAGAUUGCCCAGAUACAAGAGAAAAGAGAGAAGGAGAGUUUUACCCAGCUAGAACAAUAAAUCCCUUUGAUAGGAGGAGAUGAAAACGGUUAGCUGGGAACAGUGUGUGCAGACAAAAUGAGAAAGAUAAUAUGUGAUAGCCUUUCUCCCAACCUUUGAAAGAGCAAAAUGUCUGUCAUUUGUCAAAAGUAAUGACCCUCUGUAAGACUGAGCUGCUGAGAGUGGUUCUUGGAGGUUUUCUGCCCUGAUGGUUUAUCUAAUGUAGAGAGUUUUAGUUGGCUGAGUGAAUGUAGGAGUGGCUCUGGUUGUGCUUUUUGUCCCGUAAACCAAUUAAAUAUUUGACCUCCGACAAAGACAAUCAUGAUCCCAUUAAACUUCACUCCUCAAAACCUUAA
Seriola aureovittata is the source of this 1486-nucleotide messenger RNA. RefSeq lists its product as uncharacterized. Bases 220 to 765 code for a protein of 181 amino acids. Gene Ontology annotation, cellular component: mitochondrial outer membrane; mitochondrial envelope; nucleus. The transcript has 6 exons. Gene Ontology annotation, biological process: positive regulation of apoptotic process; mitochondrial outer membrane permeabilization. The record is from RefSeq and is a predicted model, not a curated record. Lineage: Eukaryota; Metazoa; Chordata; Actinopteri; Carangiformes; Carangidae.